AAUACACAUAGAGGAAAUAGGUUCACUUUCACUAUUUGCAAAUCUGAUUUGCCCCUGGUUUAUGUGACCUGCAUAUAGAGGUUGUAUUCAAUGCUUGAUUCAACACAAGUUUUGAUUUCCAAGGUUUACAGCUUCAUAACGUUGUUGUUGUUGUGUAUGAGAUGGUGAGCAGAGGCUCCCACAACCUCUACACUUCUAGAUUCCACACUAGAAAACUGUCUCCUAGCAUCAUCACUUUCUACACCAUUUUGAUUUUCGGUUUCUCCAUCUUCGUCUUCUUCUUCUACGUCAGGAACACUAUCAUCGAUGAAGAUCAACCGCACCCUCUGCUUUCUCAACAAUCUCUAUCUCACCAGGUUCCAGAGCUACCUAUGUAUGAUGAGAAACUUUGGGAUCCUCCUUUCAGUCAUGGCUUACACCAGUGUGUCAAACCGACUGCUAGAUAUAAAGGUGCCCAAGGAGUUGAUCGCUAUCUGACUGUGAGAAGUAAUGGUGGACUAAAUCAAAUGCGAACUGGUAUAUCAGACAUGGUGGCAGUGGCACAUAUAAUGAAUGCAACUUUAGUCAUUCCUCAAUUGGAUAAACGUUCAUUCUGGCAAGACUCAAGUGUAUUUUCAGAUAUAUUUGAUGAGCUUCAUUUCAUUGAGUCCCUGAAAGGAGAUAUCAAGAUUGUGAGGGAACUUCCCAAGAACUUGGAAGGUGCCCCCCGGGCCAGGAAACAUUUCACUUCCUGGGCUGGAGUUGGUUACUAUGAAGAAGUGGCAAGGUUAUGGAACGACUAUCAGGUGAUACAUGUUGCAAAAUCAGAUUCUCGACUUGCAAACAAUGAUCUUCCUCUGGACAUCCAGAGACUGAGAUGCCGUGCAAUGUAUCAGGCACUCCGAUUUUCUCCUCCUAUUGAGGAUCUAGGAAAGAGGUUGGUGGAUCGGUUGAGAUCACGCUGGGGAAGAUACAUCGCUCUCCAUCUCAGAUAUGAGAAAGAUAUGCUGUCUUUUACUGGCUGUGCAUAUGGUCUGACGGAUGCAGAAUCUGAAGAGCUGAGAGUUUUGAGGGAGAGUACAAAUUAUUGGAAAGUGAAAAAGAUAAAUGCAACAGAACAGAGAAUUGGAGGAUUUUGUCCGUUGACUCCAAAGGAGGUGGGUGUUUUUCUUCUAGCUCUCGGGUUUCCUCCAUCAACACCAAUAUACAUUGCAGCGGGGGAGAUCUAUGGUGGUAACACUCAUCUUUCGGAGCUCUCCUCCCGUUUCCCUAAUCUAGUCUUUAAGGAACACCUUGCAACUCCUGAAGAGCUGAAAGCUUUCACCAAUCAUGCAUCUCAAAAUGCUGCAGUUGAUUACAUAAUCUCUAUUGAGAGCGAUGUAUUUGUUCCGUCAUAUUCAGGAAAUAUGGCAAGGGCUGUUGAGGGACACCGCAGAUUCUUAGGUCACCGCAAGACAAUUAACCCAGACAGGAAAGGACUUGUUGAAAUUUUUGAUAGGCUGGAAACUGGAGACCUAAAAGAAGGAGAGCCACUGUCACAUCUGGUGCAGCAGAUGCACAAGAACAGGGAAGGAGCUCCAAGGAAAAGACAAGGCUCCCCACCAGGAAUUAAAGGGCGAGCACGGUUUAGGACUGAAGAAUCCUUUUACGAAGAUCCAUACCCUGAGUGUAUAUGUGGCUCUAGAAGCAAACUAGAAAGAACAUGAAGAGAAACCACACUGCAGUUCCAGUUCUCAUCACCCUUAAUGGAUAAAUUUCAUAUGAUCUUUAUCAUAUGAAUUUUUUAAAUCCAACUCUCCUCACUAGCAUUAAACCAGUGGUUAUUGAUAUUUUAUGAAGAGGGAGAUAGAUCCAAAAUUUUACAGGACGUGAUCAUGAAACAAGUUUACAUGAGGCUAUGAGAGGAUUUAUACCCGCCAUUUGGUCACGGGCACAGGCAUAUGAAGUUGGCAGCUUAGCUCCUUAGCUGAACUCUAACAAUUCUCUUUGACACAAUUUCUUGCAUCAUAAAACUUAAGAAACAUUUUAGUAUUUUACUUUGUUUUUUUUUUUGGAUUGUACAUGAUUAUUAUUUAUAUUACAUUAUAUUUUAAUUCAUGUAUAGAGUACACUUUUUCCUGUUAUGCAUAAUAAACAGUAGUCCCCAGGUGAGGUUAAAACAGAA
Lotus japonicus is the source of this 2143-nucleotide messenger RNA. RefSeq names its product O-fucosyltransferase 38. Bases 162 to 1685 code for a protein of 507 amino acids. Lineage: Eukaryota; Viridiplantae; Streptophyta; Magnoliopsida; Fabales; Fabaceae. Gene Ontology annotation, cellular component: nucleus; cytoplasm. The record is from RefSeq and is a predicted model, not a curated record. The transcript is spliced from 11 exons.